Messenger RNA from Spodoptera litura, 1391 nucleotides. Its product is annotated as trans-1,2-dihydrobenzene-1,2-diol dehydrogenase-like. Lineage: Eukaryota; Metazoa; Arthropoda; Insecta; Lepidoptera; Noctuidae. The record is from RefSeq and is a predicted model, not a curated record. Gene Ontology annotation, molecular function: nucleotide binding.
AUAAAUAUGUACCUAACCUAAGUACGCAUGCACUGAAGGCAGUGAUAAUAUCUACGAAAAUAGGCAUGUUCCUACCACAAUUGAUGUAGAUGGGCCUGUUACCUCCCUGUUUUGUGUCUAGUCCUUUACCGCCGUACUCAAAGUUAUUUAAUGGCUACUAAACCCAGUCCAGGAACUCAAUGGUCUAUUGGAUACAAAGGGUAUGUCUUUUCCAGAUGUCGCCUACAUCGGUUCACUGAAUUCAGAACACUAUGAACUGUCAAUGCUGUUCCUCCAACAUGGCAAGCACGUGCUCUGUGAGAAACCGUUUUGUCUGAAUGCCAAACAAACGCGCAGUGUUAUCAACUUUGCGAGGAAAAACAAUCUGUUUGUGAUGGAAGCUGUGUGGACCCGAUUCUCUCCAGCAUAUGCAGACUUGGAGAAAGACAUCCAGAAUGGAAAACUUGGCGAUGUCCUGUUCAUUGAAGCUGAUUUUGGAAUUGUCAGUCCAAACGAUAGGAGUACGCAUAUAAAAGAAUUCGGAGGAGGCGCUAUGUUAGAUGUUGGUGUGUAUGUACUCCAACUGCCACAGUUUGUAUGGAAGGAAGAACCAAAGAAGGUGACAACAGUCGGUAGCCUCUACGACUCCGGAGUGGAUUUGACAGAGACUAUCAUCCUAGAAUAUGAAGGUGGCAGGCGAGCUGUGCUCAAUAUUCAUACUCAACUGGAGAUGUGGAAUAAAGCGACUAUUUACGGCACAAAGGGGCAUGUUACGUUGGAGCAGCCUUUCCAUUUUCCUCACAAAGUGAUUGAUAAAGAUGGCAAAAUUAAGAAUUAUGAAUUACAUUCUUCGAACCUUCCGUACAACUUCACAAAUAGUCCCGGAUUGGUCUACCAGGCUCUAGAAGUUGCUAGAUGUAUUAAAGCAGGACUUAUCGAAUCUCCUCGUAUGACACAUCAGGAAAGCAUCAACUUAGCAGUCCUUGAAGACACUGUGCGAAAACAAUUGGGCGUCCACUUCGAGGCUGAUGACAAGGAAUACCCCUGAAGUUCUUCGCAAAUAGGAAAUUAGACCCUAAUCAUAAGUACGAAAUAUUAAAGCCAGCAAGUAUGCUGGCUUGGCUUGGCUAGUAUUUAUGUAGAAAUAAGUUAUACUGUUACAUAAUGCACGAAUUUAAAUGGGUCUCACCUGCGUAUGUAGAAUGCGUAUGCGUAUAAUGCGUAUGUAGAAUGCGGGCUAUAAAAUGUACAAAGUUCACAUAUUGUUUUGUUCGAAAUACAUUAUCUUGAAAGUAGUUCUUUAUUUCUUGUCUCGUUUAUUGUCUAUUAAUAAUAUAAUUUUGUUUAUUAAUAAUGUUACUUUUGUACAUUAAAAUUCUGUUAAAUGAAGUAUUUUUAUUUAAAUACGGCUA